Archocentrus centrarchus (flier cichlid) is the source of this 449-nucleotide messenger RNA. It is a transcript of the gene pet117, whose product is annotated as PET117 cytochrome c oxidase chaperone. NCBI's taxonomy places the organism in Eukaryota, Metazoa, Chordata, Actinopteri, Cichliformes, Cichlidae. Gene Ontology annotation, biological process: mitochondrial respiratory chain complex IV assembly. The transcript has 3 exons. The record is from RefSeq and is a predicted model, not a curated record. Gene Ontology annotation, cellular component: mitochondrion. Bases 60 to 305 code for a protein of 81 amino acids.
CCCGCAGCGGAAGCAGUAAGCGCCGUUACCAGCUGGUUAGCCGGAGCUGAGGCAGCGUGAUGUCCGCGGCCUCUAAAGUGGUCCUGUGCGUCUCCGUGGUUCUGACUGUGAGCACUGUGGCCGCGGUCCACCUCAAACAGGCCUGGGACAGAGAGCGCCUCCGUGAGGGCGUGGUCCGGGAUCUGGAGCGGCUGGAGCGCAGGAAGGAGAAUCUGCGGCUGCUGGAGGAGCAGCAGAUCCUGACCCAACAGCUGGAAGAGGAGAGACUCCGCAGGGAGGUCCAUCUCCCCCCAAAGGACACCUGAGCCAGCAUUCACCUGUUCAGGUGUGCUGUACCUGACGCACGGCGAUGGACAGCAGCGGUGAGCAGCUGGUGGGCGGUGAGGACGAGGCUGCCUGCACGUCGGCCUCGGAGGGUCUGGAGGAGGGGGAGGUGGAGGGAGAGACGC